Ostrinia furnacalis (Asian corn borer) is the source of this 904-nucleotide messenger RNA. Its product is annotated as GTP-binding protein REM 1. Bases 1 to 786 code for a protein of 261 amino acids. Gene Ontology annotation, molecular function: calcium channel regulator activity; GTP binding; GTPase activity. The transcript has 5 exons. NCBI's taxonomy places the organism in Eukaryota, Metazoa, Arthropoda, Insecta, Lepidoptera, Crambidae. The record is from RefSeq and is a predicted model, not a curated record. Gene Ontology annotation, cellular component: plasma membrane.
AUGCCUGAUGUUCAGGCAGGCAUAGUCAACCGAGGGGACUCCUUCAGGCGCCGGCGGUCGCGUUCAGGCAGCCUCGCGCCCUCAUCUCCUGCUCAAUCAGCUCCAGAACCUCAGGAGCGCAGGCCCGUGGCCUGUCACAGGGUGGCCAUGGUCGGAGCACCAGGGGUCGGCAAGACGGCGCUCAUCAACCAGUUUCAGACAAGCGAGUGUAUUAAUGCUUACGACAGACCUGCUGACGUCGACUGUUCAGAAGAGAAGGUGUCAAUAAUGCUAAAUGGGGAAGAAUCAGAAUUAUAUUUCGUUAACUGCACUAGUUCAAAGGAAGAAAUCGAGCGAAGCGAACCGCCUGACGCGUUCGUGGUGAUCUACUCAGUGGUGGACAAGGCAUCCUUCCAGAAGGCUGAGCAGGAGCUGGCCCGGCUACUGGACUGCGACAUGCUGCGAGCCCGGCCGGCGCUUCUGGUGGCCAAUAAGAUAGAUUUGGCGAGGAGCAGAGCUGUGUCUACACAAGACGGCAAAUGCCUCGCCUGCACCUACAAAGCGAAAUUCAUCGAGGUCUCCGUGGGCAUCAACCACAAUGUAGACGAACUCCUCGUCGGAAUCCUGAACCAGAUCAGACUGAAGAGGCAGCAGUACGCAGAAGGAGGCAGGGAAUCCUCCCCAGCCCACUGGUACAAAUCCAGGGGCGUAGUCCGAGCAAGUAUGAAGGCCAGACAGAUGCUGACCUGGAUCUUCGGCAAAGAAGACUCCAAGUUCAAGAACUGUGAAAACUUAAACGUACUGUGAGUGGAACAGGACGGACCCGUGUUCGUCUAAUUGACUGUUGCCAGUGACGUGUUCCGAGGAGUGACGGGCCGUUGCGGUUUUGUAGUAUAUUGUGACGUCAUAGAAUACUUGGUCUCCA